UCCUGCAAUAAGUCAUAUUUCUAUAAAUAUACAUGUAUAUAUAUGCACCUGGACAAUGCUAAUCGCAUGGCGACUCCUGCCGCUGAUGCUGCUCGUACUGGCCCCACUGCAGCCGACACAGGCGAUAUGGUUUCCGUGGUACUUUCAUCGCUAUGGUUUCGAGCCGCACAGCAGCCGCCAUGGCGCAGCUAUAAAUGUGCCACCGUCCGCUGGCUCAGAGAAGGCUGCCACUCCCGCAGCCACAGGCUCGGAGACAUCCACAAGCAAGCCAAUCCAGGGUAAGGGCGAAUCUGAUGUAUGUCCGCCUGGGUAUCAGCUGAAGGACAAGAGCACCGCCACAUGUCCGCCCGGCUAUCAGUUGAGGGGCAAAGACUCUAGCGUUGGCAAGAAAGGUCACCUGUGCGAUGACAAUCCACUGGUUAUGCAGCUGGCACGCCUCUACGUGAUUAGUCCGGAGCGCAUUGUCCUGCUGCUGGCGCAGCCGAUGCUAGGCGAGUCCUGUGAAGAGAUAUCCGAUGUGCUGGAUCGCAUCAGCAGCGCCACAAGCAAUUGCAUCGUUGCCGAGGACAACAUCUAUGGCAAGCUGGCUGAUGGGCUGAGCUACUACAAGUCGGAGGUCUGCGACGGAGUGAACCGAAAGCGCCAGGCGCGACUUAACGAGGCCCACAACUGCCUCAAGGAGCUGCGCACCGACAUGAUCGAGUGCGAGGGCCCAGCCGAUUGGUAUGAGAAGCGCAAUGCGACCAGGGUCUGCAGGGCCUUCAAUGAUGUGCUCGACUGCUACUACACGCGCAGCGCCAUGCUGUGCGGUCGGGACGCAGCUCGGCUGCUCAGAUCCUUUGCCGGCGACAGCAUGAAGCGCGCGAUGAUCAAUAACUGCGAGGUGAACAGGCGGCUUCCCCGUGUCACAGAUGCUAUGCCCGCAUUCAGUGUUGCGUGUCCUGCUACGAAUUCCUUAAACAUUCUGUUGGCUUUUGCCUUUAUCAUUUUUCUUGCAUUUUAAUACGCAUAUACAUAU
Molecule: messenger RNA, 1018 nt
Organism: Drosophila arizonae
Lineage: Eukaryota; Metazoa; Arthropoda; Insecta; Diptera; Drosophilidae
Source: RefSeq, a predicted model, not a curated record